CUGCCUAGGGUUUACUCCUGCCCGCCGCCGUCACUUGCGCCGCCUCCUCCCGUGCCCUACUCGCUUUGCUUCUUCUUGCACUCCCUCGAUCUAGCCGGCGGCGGAAAUGGCGGAAGUUGAGGCGCCCACCCAGGAGGUAAAGCUCUUCGGCCGCUGGUCCUUCGAUGACGUCCAGGUCAAUGACAUUUCUCUGGCUGAUUACCUUGCCGUCAAUCCUACAAAGCACGCCAUAUAUCUUCCCCACACUGCGGGAAGGUAUUCUGCUAAGAGGUUCCGCAAGGCUCAGUGCCCAAUUGUUGAGAGGUUGACAAACUCUCUGAUGAUGCACGGCCGCAACAAUGGCAAGAAGGUGAUGGCUGUUUGUAUUGUGAAGCAUGCUAUGGAGAUUAUUCACCUGCUGACUGAUGCCAACCCUAUUCAAAUUAUUGUCGAUGCCAUCAUAAAUAGUGGGCCAAGAGAAGACGCGACCCGGAUUGGAUCUGCUGGUGUUGUUAGAAGGCAGGCUGUUGAUAUAUCUCCUUUGAGGCGUGUGAACCAGGCAAUCUACCUGCUUACCACUGGUGCCAGGGAAAGUGCUUUCAGGAACAUCAAGACCAUUGCAGAGUGCCUUGCAGAUGAGCUUAUCAAUGCAGCUAAAGGUUCUUCUAACAGCUAUGCGAUCAAGAAGAAGGAUGAGAUCGAGCGUGUUGCCAAGGCCAACCGUUGAGCAUUCUCACACAAAUCAGGAAAAACAAAGUUUUGGGGUGGAAAGAUGCCUACUUAUGUAUCUACCCUGUUUAUUUGUGAACUUAGCUUGGUGUUGGAGCUACAAACCUCUAUGUUCCCUAAAAACACAAUAGUACCUUUCCUGUUCUGGUUGUCUUAGCCGCAGUAUGAAUUGAAGUUUUGCCACAGCUGUAAUCGUUUGUCGUGUUGCCAGCUCCAUCUCUAUGCAGUGUCUGUGACUUGUGAUUAUAAUGGUCCGUAAACGUGUUUCCUAUCU
Panicum hallii is the source of this 982-nucleotide messenger RNA. Its product is annotated as 40S ribosomal protein S5. Bases 107 to 706 code for a protein of 199 amino acids. Gene Ontology annotation, biological process: ribosomal small subunit assembly; translation. Gene Ontology annotation, molecular function: structural constituent of ribosome; rRNA binding; mRNA binding. Gene Ontology annotation, cellular component: cytosolic small ribosomal subunit; ribosome. The record is from RefSeq and is a predicted model, not a curated record. Lineage: Eukaryota; Viridiplantae; Streptophyta; Magnoliopsida; Poales; Poaceae. The transcript is spliced from 4 exons.